UGUGUCAUCUUUGCCAUUAGAUUCAUCAAAGAUGCGACAAAAAAUAUUAGAACUAUUAGAAAAUUGUUAGAAUAUAAUGCACGAUGCCCCUAAAGCGCGGGGCCCGUGGGCGUACGCCCCUUCUGCCAUAUGAUUAAUCCGGCCCCACCAUAAGUGUGUUAUUACAGUCUGUGGUCAGCAUGCAUCAGAGAAAAUUCAUUCGUUAAUGGUGUUUUUACCCCAAGAUAUCUAGGGAAUGAAUGAAAGUCGUAUAAUAAUUUAGUUCACGCACUGAUUCGUACCAAUCAAUGGUCGCAUUUCGUACCAAGAAUAGCAGGUGGUUGGAAGUGAUACAAGGUGAUAGAUAGGGAUGGAACGAAACUGUCCAUAACAACAUGGCGAAAAUUACCGAGAUCAUCGAAGAUGAAAAUAAUAAAUCUAUUAAACGGAAAAAAAAGAACUCUAAAAUUAAUAGGAAUCGUAGCAAGGCAGAAGAGAUCUCUGGUGUGUCGAUUUUUCAAAGAAUACUAGCGGUUAUAGUGAUUAUAACAGCAUAUUUGUACUGUAGAAAUUAUUUUAUGAAGCAUUUAUUAGAUGACCACGGCUUUCUAACUUUUGCCAACGUUUCCGAAUACAUUUCCGAAAGAUCCCAGUUUGUGACUUGUUCUAAAGACUAUGGCAACAAAUUCAAAGGUUGUGUGCCAAAGAAAUGUGGGCGUUUUGUUAUGGAUUCUGUGAUAAGUAAACAAGAAGCCAUGAAUUUGAAAAAAUUGGCAGAAAAGGGAAUGAGUUAUGGUGGUGGAAGUGGGGGAGCCACAAUACUUGACUUACACACGGGAGCAUUAUCUUUACAAGAUAAAUUUGUCAAUAUCUACGCAAUCACUGGCAAGAAUAACAAAACAGUUUUUACUACAGGAGAUUUUGAGUUGUACAAGUCGCUAAAGGACAAAAUACACAAAACCGUGGCAAAAAAAUUUGGUAUCAAUCCAUCAUUAUUGUAUCUAACAAAGCCAACAUUUUUUCGCAUGACAUCAAAAGCAGCAAUAACACUACAUGAUGAGUAUUGGCAUCCACAUAUUGAUAAAGUCACUUAUCGUUCCUUUUAUUAUACAUCACUCUUGUAUCUUAGUGACAUGGAGAAAGAUUUCAAUGGGGGCCGUUUUGUUUUCAUGGAUAAAGAGAACAAUGUCACAGUUGAACCAAGGUUUGGUCGACUGUCGUUCUUUACCUCAGGUUCAGAAAAUCAACAUUAUGUGCAGAAAGUUGUUGGCGGUACAAGAUUUGCUAUAACAAUCUCAUUUACUUGUAACAAAGACUUUGCAAUUAAUGAUCCAAAUGGAAAAGUGUGAAAAUUACACGAUAAUGGUGUGCUUUCUGACUUAAGGCAAUGAACACAGUAUUUUUUCUAAAAUCUUUUCCUUAGGUAAAUGUUAUUCAGUAAUAAAUGUUGCAUUAUUUAUCAUCA
This is a messenger RNA of Xenia sp. Carnegie-2017, 1444 nucleotides long. RefSeq names its product 2-oxoglutarate and iron-dependent oxygenase domain-containing protein 3-like. Gene Ontology annotation, cellular component: membrane. Gene Ontology annotation, molecular function: iron ion binding; L-ascorbic acid binding; oxidoreductase activity, acting on paired donors, with incorporation or reduction of molecular oxygen. Lineage: Eukaryota; Metazoa; Cnidaria; Anthozoa; Malacalcyonacea; Xeniidae. The record is from RefSeq and is a predicted model, not a curated record.